UUCCUUGACUUGAUAACCAUUUUUGUUCGGCCGAAGAAGCGUUAAAUAACACGAUGAAAAUUCCACGUGUCAAUCAUCCUCCGUAGUCAAACUGUCUGAGCGUCGGAGUUCAGAAAAGCGAGGGUCAGAAUUCACAAUGCAAACAAAAAAUGAAAUAACCAAAUCAAUCAGAAACAACUCUCUCUCUCUCUCUUAUGAUGAAGAAGAAGAAGAACAGAAUAGCGAUGACAACAACAAUCAAUUCCUCCUCCAUAAAAUCACCAUGAGGAAAAGGUUGAGUGAGUCGUUGUUGGUGAUUGCGAAUGACGAACUUCACAGAAAACAACAAUGGGAGCUCUUCCUCUUCACCAACACCUUCUGAAGUGCCUCGAGAUUUUGAUGUUUUUGAAGAUUUCUAUGCCAAUGGAAAUUGGAGUCCAAACAACGGUGAUAUCGGGGUUGAGGUUGAUAAUCACAGCUCUUCUGAGGAUGAAAAAGAGUUCAAUCCAAUUGAUCAGGGUGAGGAGUCUCGAUCGGUUGUAAAAUGUUCUUUAUGUGAUUUUGACAUCAAUGUUUCUGCACUUCGUGACCAUCCGAAAUAUCAGACAUGCGACUCAUAUACUAUGAUUUGUCCUGUGUGUGAUGAACAUUCAAGCUUGCGAAGCCAACGAAAGCGGGCCAGGUACUCUAGGAAUCUGAAGAAAUAUAGUGCCUUGAAUGUUGAUUUGACAUUGAAUGACAAGAAACCAGCUCCCAGGGAAAAUAAACAUGAACCAUUGUCACCAUGUAAGAACAAUGUGUACCUUUCAAGCUCUGAUGAUUUCUUCUCAGAUGAAGAUACCAUCAGCAGUGCCUCCGACGCUACUUUUGUUGCAAAAAGCGAUGGGGAGGCAGAUGCACCAAAUACUGGCGGCAAUGAACAGGAUGUUGAAGAGAGAAGUAACAAGACUGCAUUUGCUCUAGAGUUGGUUAUGUCAGCUUUAUUCAAAGAAUAAUAGAAUAGAUAGAUAAUAAUGCACUGCAAGGAACUAUUUAAUUACAUUUUCAUAUAGUUUUGAUGAUUGUAAAAAUUAUAGGCAUUUGUUUUAUUCUGGUGGAUGAGUUAUUAUAUAGGAUAGUUACAAAUCUUUAAUAUUGGAGGGUGAGGGUGGGGUUUUAUUUUAGAAUGAAUAGAACAAAAAUGUUUGGAUAUUAAAA
Molecule: messenger RNA, 1176 nt
Organism: Lathyrus oleraceus (garden pea)
Lineage: Eukaryota; Viridiplantae; Streptophyta; Magnoliopsida; Fabales; Fabaceae
Exons: 6
Coding region: 303-974 (223 amino acids)
Source: RefSeq, a predicted model, not a curated record